This is a messenger RNA of Saprolegnia diclina VS20, 849 nucleotides long. RefSeq lists its product as hypothetical. Lineage: Eukaryota; Oomycota; Saprolegniomycetes; Saprolegniales; Saprolegniaceae. The record is from RefSeq and is a predicted model, not a curated record. Gene Ontology annotation, molecular function: lipid binding. The coding region runs from base 1 to 834 and encodes 277 amino acids. Gene Ontology annotation, cellular component: mitochondrial inner membrane. The transcript is spliced from 5 exons. Gene Ontology annotation, biological process: ubiquinone biosynthetic process.
AUGCUGACCUCGACGCUGUCGCGCUGCCGCUUGGGCCUCCGCUCGCUCCCGCGCUCGUUCUGCGCCCAUGCGGCUCCGGCUGCGCCGGUCGCCGCCGACCCCAGCCAGACGAUCCUCACGAACGCGCUGCGCCACGUCCAAGCCUCGGGCUGGACCAUUGAGACGCUCGGCCAGGGCGCGCGGGACGCGGGCUUUCCGUCCAUCGCGCAUGGUAUGUUCCCGCGCGGUCCUAUCGAGCUCGUCGAGUUCUUCAUGGACGACUGGCAGCGCCAGGUGCAGGACGCGCUGGCCGCCGAGCCCGUCGACGGCGAGUUUGUGCCGACGGACCGCCUCAAGCGCGGUGUCCAGAUCCGGCUCCAGCUCCUUUCGCCGUACUUGCACGUGUGGCCGCAGGCCAUGGCGCUCGGCGCGCUGCCGCAGAACGCGCCGACAACCAUGAAGAAGCUCGCGCAGGCCUCGGACGACAUUUGGUUCUUCGCCGGCGACCGCUCCACGGACCUCUCGUGGUACACGAAGCGCGCGGUCUUGACUGGCAUCUACACGGCCACGGAGCUCUUCAUGCUCACGGACACGUCGCCCAACCACGAAGACACUUGGUGCUUUCUCGAUCGCCGCGUUGAAGAAGCCAUCGCGCUCGGCGAAGUGCCCCAGAACGCGGGCGACAUUGCUGGUAUGGUGAGCAUUGGUCUGCAGUCGCUUCUGUCGACGGCGGCCGCGCUCGCGGGUCCGCUCUCGUCGCAGGUGGUCGCGCAGGUGGCGCAUACCGUCCCGAACCCGCUCUCGUCGAUCCCGACCAUGACGACGCCGCGCUCGCCGACCGAGCCCAAGCCGUAGACAGUCCCUUCUUUG